Messenger RNA from Aspergillus vadensis CBS 113365, 640 nucleotides. RefSeq lists its product as uncharacterized. The record is from RefSeq and is a predicted model, not a curated record. The coding region runs from base 41 to 487 and encodes 148 amino acids. The transcript has 3 exons. NCBI's taxonomy places the organism in Eukaryota, Fungi, Ascomycota, Eurotiomycetes, Eurotiales, Aspergillaceae.
ACAGCAAAAGAAACACUAUCCAAAAGAGAAUCAAUUCAAAAUGAGCUACACAAUCACCACCCCCCCAUCCACCCUCCUCCCCCCCACCAGCGCCGCCAUGAUCUCCUUCCUGGAGAACUUCUACCGCAUCAGCGACACCGAAUCCCUGCACAACGAAUACGUGACGAACUUCACCGAAGAUGCGACGCUCAUUAUGGGCUCGAAGGUUGCGAAGGGGUUGGAUGAAAUCCUCACCCUCCGCCACGGCCUUUGGACCCACGUCGCACGCCGCAAACACACCCCCGAACGGGUAUAUUUCGGCGCGGAGCGAGAACUCAUGCUGUAUGGGACGGUGAAGUAUGUGCUGAGGAAGGAUGUGGAGGCUGGAAAGCCUGAUGAGGAGAUUGAGGUGCCUUGGGCUGGGAGGGUCGUGUUUGAUGAGAAGGUCGAGAAAAUGCGGUUUUAUCAGGUUUAUUUGGAUCCGACGGCGCAGGGUGGGAAGAAAUAGGUACUUAAGUUGGGAUUGAGGAGUAGGUUGUGGGGUUUAGAAGGGGAGGGUAUCAUGUGUUGGGUAGAUGUAGGUGGGUGGGCACUGACUGCAUGGUGUAUAUAGUUGUUACUUGUAUAUGAUUGUAUGCAUUACAUUGUUUUUAAGGUCGUU